UGAAUGAAGCCAGAUAUACCAAGAAGGGCAGUGGGAACAGAUCAAAGGAACUUCAAAGGGACAGGACUCCCACCUCUUUGAGAAUCUGAGGCUGAGGAUCCUCUAUAAAUAUAACCAUGGACUCUCUCUGUCUGCGGUGUUCAGAGAACCUCAGUACCUGCUGAACUUCGCUGACAGCAAAGUCCCAACCAAGCUGCAACCAUGAAGUCUCUCUGUCUCCUCUUUGCCCUACUUUUGUUGCCUGUCCAGACCACAGCUGAGAAGCCAGCAGAAGAUACAGGACUCAAUUCUCAGGCUGAAGAUGCAAAACAGACUCAAGUGAAGGUGAAUUCUGAUGGCCCACAAAAAUUCUUCCUGCCAAGUCAUACUUUUGGUCGGACCAGGGGGCUAACUGCCUGCAGUUGUUUCUGCCAACAUCGUUGUGGUUAUGCUGAAAGUCGAUGGGGCUCCUGUGGUAGCAAACUUCUUUGCUGCCGAUGUAGAUGAUUGUCCACCAGCUGUCAGCAGGUGUCUGUGCACUAACAGCCAACUCUUCCCUACCGUACUGUGUCAUUAAACACCAUCCUUGUUAGCA
This is a messenger RNA of Vombatus ursinus (common wombat), 574 nucleotides long. RefSeq names its product neutrophil antibiotic peptide NP-1-like. Gene Ontology annotation, biological process: defense response. The record is from RefSeq and is a predicted model, not a curated record. The transcript is spliced from 2 exons. NCBI's taxonomy places the organism in Eukaryota, Metazoa, Chordata, Mammalia, Diprotodontia, Vombatidae. The coding region runs from base 202 to 486 and encodes 94 amino acids.